GGUGCGCUGUGUCCCUCGGACACAGCGGAUCACCGAUCAAUGGAAAGAGCUGAAGAUGUUGGCUCGGUCAUGUGACCAGCUGUGUCCAAUCACAGCUGAUCACAUCAGCGCCACCCGUCAGUGUCCAUCAGUGCCAGCUUUCAGUGCUCAUCCAUGCCACCUGCCAGUGCCCAUCAAUGCCACAUCAAUGCCACAUUUCAGUGCACAUCAAUGCCACAUAUCAGUACCCAUCUGAGCUGCCUUUCAGUGUCACCCAUCAGUGCCACUUAUCAAUGCCAGUCAGUGCCACCUAUCAGUGCUGCCAAUCAGUGCCACUUAUCAACCAGUCAGUGCCGCCUAUCAGUGCAGUGCUGCUUAUCAGUGCCAUAUGAGUGCUGCCUUUCAGUGCCCAUCAGUGAUGCCUGUUAAUGCCCAUCAGUGCCACCUACCAGUGCCUCCUCAUCAGUG
This is a messenger RNA of Staurois parvus, 447 nucleotides long. The record is from the annotation of a GenBank genome assembly. Lineage: Eukaryota; Metazoa; Chordata; Amphibia; Anura; Ranidae.